Nylanderia fulva is the source of this 954-nucleotide messenger RNA. RefSeq lists its product as uncharacterized. NCBI's taxonomy places the organism in Eukaryota, Metazoa, Arthropoda, Insecta, Hymenoptera, Formicidae. The record is from RefSeq and is a predicted model, not a curated record.
CGCACUAGUACACGCGGCCGCUGAAAACGGUUCAAAACUUUAGAUUGCUUUAGAUCAGUCUUCCUACAUGUAGAAGAUAAUUGAGAGAAAGAUUAAAAUUUGGUUAAAUUUGGUCCAAACAAAGUUUAUUUAAAACUUAUAUUUUUCUCAUUACCAAAUUUAUAAGAUGGAGGAGAUAGAAAGUUUAAUAAAGAUUAUGCAGGAAAAAAGACGGAUUAACCAAUGUGAAUUGGAACGUCUUGAUACACCAUCCAACGAACAUAAGGAAUUAAUGAAAGAAUUACAAGACUUGAAAAGAGAAAGAGAUUUGUGUAAAGAAAAAAUUAUAAAACAUCUUGGUAUAAUUAUGGGACAUAGGCACUCUAUAUAUAAAUUUUCACAAUCAUCAAAGGAUAUUUCGGGCCUGCCUGUUCCACAUGAUUAUGCACAAGACAUGACAAGAAUGUUUACUGAUGUGAUAGAAUUCUUGAAUAAUAUAGGAGAUACUUAUAAAGCAUUCACUGAUGUUAAAAAAAAUGAUGUGGAUCUUUCGCAGCUGACUUGUAAUGUGAAAACAUGUGUCCAAACUGUAGAAAAUGAGUUAUAUCAAGUAAAACAUAAUGUUGUACAAUUAGAAACGUUGAAGGAGAAUGUAGCGAUACUUCAACAAUGCAUUACAGACAUUAAUGAUGCUAUAGAGGAUGAAAGUACUUCAACAAUCAGUGGUGAGUCAACAGACAGUGGAACAACUAUUAAGUAAUAUAUUAAUGUUUAUUGUCUGUUAUUUUAAAUACAAAAAAUAUCAAACAGAUAGUUUUUAUAUGAGAGAUAUGAGAUAUUUAUUAAGUUUUAUAUUAAAAUUUGAUGGCAGUCAUAUAUAUUGAAUAUCGUUCAGUUGAUCAUCUAGAUUUAACUUCAACAUUACCAAUUGAGGAUCUACAACUUCCUGAAAAAAAAAUAUAUAUAUAUAUAUUU